Molecule: messenger RNA, 1476 nt
Organism: Pneumocystis murina B123
Lineage: Eukaryota; Fungi; Ascomycota; Pneumocystomycetes; Pneumocystales; Pneumocystaceae
Exons: 8
Coding region: 1-1476 (491 amino acids)
Biological process (GO): transcription by RNA polymerase III; DNA-templated transcription initiation; transcription preinitiation complex assembly
Cellular component (GO): nucleus; transcription preinitiation complex; transcription factor TFIIIB complex
Molecular function (GO): TBP-class protein binding; RNA polymerase III type 3 promoter sequence-specific DNA binding; RNA polymerase III general transcription initiation factor activity
Source: RefSeq, a predicted model, not a curated record
AUGUCAACCUGUUCAGGGUGUGGAGGUUCUAAUCUUGAAGCGGAUUCUUCUUCAGGUAUUACUUAUUGUAUUUCCUGUGGAAAUGUGAUUGAUGAAAAUGUAAUUGUCUCUGAAAUUACAUUUGGUGAAGCGUCUUCAGGUGCAGCUAUAGUUCAAGGAUCUUUUGUCGGUGCUGAUCAGACUCAUGCACGUGCUAUUGGUCCUUACCGUAAACAGAAUUCAUUGGAAUCUAGGGAACAAACUAUAACUAAUGGGCGUCGAAGAAUUAACGCAUUAGCAGCUGCAUUGCAUUUGUCAGAGAGACAUGCUGAAACGGCUGUUCGUUAUUUUACUCUUGCAGUUACACAUAAUUUUAUUCAAGGCCGUCGAUCACAAUAUGUUAUUGCAUCUUGUUUAUAUAUAGUAUGUAGAUUAGAAAGGACAUCUCAUAUGCUUAUUGAUUUUUCCGAUAUUCUUCAGAUUAAUGUUUUUACUCUUGGUUCAACAUUUCUUAAAUUAGUGCAAAUUCUUCAUAUUACUCUUCCAUUUGCUGAUCCAUCUCUUUAUAUAACGAGAUUUGCUGCUCUUUUGGAAUUUGGAGCAGAAACUCAUAAAGUUGCUACUGAUGCCAUUAGAUUAGUUCAGAGAAUGAAUAGAGAUUGGAUGCAGACUGGUAGAAGACCUGCUGGAAUAUGUGGUGCAUGUCUCUUAAUAGCUGCACGUAUGAAUAAUUUUCGUCGAAGUGUAGAAGAAAUUGUACAUAUAGUUAAAGUUGGUGAUCUUACUGUUCGAAAAAGAUUAGAAGAGUUUAAAACAACUGCAUCUGGUGAUUUAACAGUUCAAGACUUUAGAACUAUAUGGCUCGAACAAACUCAUGAUCCGCCUUCAUAUCUUCAAGGAAGAAAGAAAGAACGAAGGAAAAAAGAUAUUGAAACUAUAGAGCUUUUGAAUAGUCAUAAGGAGUAUGAGACAGAGGCAUUAAAUACUGUUACAGGGAAUCAGUAUUCUAGUAAAAAGAUUUUACUGCCGUUGAAAUUAGUGGAUUCAGAUGAUCUUGUUGCUGAAUUAGAUGACAAUUUUUUGAAGGGUGAGAUGGAAUCUGUAUUACAAGAUAGAAAUGUUCAGAAAAUGUCUAUCGCUAUUCAAGAAUCUAAGAAAUCUUCUGAUAAAUGUUAUGAAACUCUUUCUGAUAUGGACGAUGAUGAAAUUAACCAGAUUAUUUUGAGUGAGCCUGAGGUUUUGGCAAAAACUCAAGUUUGGAUGGAACUAAAUAGGGAAUAUCUUGCUGCUCAAGAAGCGAGACGUUUGAAAUUAGAAUCUGAUCUUAAAGCUGGUAUUGGACGUCAGACAAAAAAGCGUAAAAAACGUAAACCGAGAGAUUCCAAUAGUAUAAAUCUGCCAUCUACACCAGUAGAAUCUGCAAAAAAAAUGUUACAACAACGAACAUUUUCUAAGAAAAUCAAUUAUGAUGCUUUAAAUUAUUUAUUUGAGGAAUAG